Gilbertella persicaria is the source of this 1119-nucleotide messenger RNA. Its product is annotated as WD40-repeat-containing domain protein. Gene Ontology annotation, biological process: Arp2/3 complex-mediated actin nucleation. Gene Ontology annotation, cellular component: Arp2/3 protein complex; actin cytoskeleton. The record is from RefSeq and is a predicted model, not a curated record. The transcript is spliced from 5 exons. The coding region runs from base 1 to 1119 and encodes 372 amino acids. Gene Ontology annotation, molecular function: actin filament binding. NCBI's taxonomy places the organism in Eukaryota, Fungi, Mucoromycota, Mucoromycetes, Mucorales, Choanephoraceae.
AUGUCUUCUCCCAGUAUUUAUGACCUCGGCAACGCGCCCAUCACUGCUCAUGCCUUUAACAAAGACCAAUUGGUGGUCUGUCCCAACACCGAUGAUGUUCAAAUCUAUCAAUAUGGUCACUCUAACUCCAAGUUGGACUCGACUUUAAAGGGCCAUGACAAGGUCAUCACCAGUAUUGAUUUUGCACCCAACACCAACCGUAUCGUGACCUGUUCUCAGGACAGAAACGCCUAUGUCUGGACCAACGAAGGUGGUAUUUGGAAACCAGGGCUUGUGUUGUUGCGUAUCAACCGUGCUGCCACCUUUGUCCGCUGGUCUCCCAACGAAGAAAAAUUUGCUGUCGCCAGUGGUGCUCGCUGUAUUGCCGUCUGUUACUUCGAAGAAGACAAUGAUUGGUGGGCCAGUAAGCAUUUGAAGAAGCCCAUUCGUAGUACUGUCCUUUCCUUGGACUGGCAUCCCAACAGUGUCUUGUUGGCUGCUGGUUCUGCUGAUAUGAAGGCUCGCGUCUUUUCAUCGUUCAUCAAGGGCCUUGAUAAAAAACCUACACCUACUAACUGGGGAGACAAAUUACCUUUCAACACGGUCUGCGGUGAAUUCAGCAGUGGACUUGGUGGGUGGGUGCAUGCUGUUGCCUUUUCUCCUUCAGGUGAUGCUCUUGCUUUUGCAGGCCAUGAUUCUUCCAUCCAGGUGGUCUAUCCACAAGCAGAUGGCAACCAUAUCACUGUUCCCAUCGCCAGUAACACCCUUCCUUUCCGCUCACUUAUCUGGACCACAGAACAACAGAUUGUGGCUGCUGGUUAUGACUGUGCUCCCAUUUUGUAUGAAACCAAAGAUGGUCAAGACUGGCAUUACUCUGGCUCGCUUGAUGUAGGACGUCAAAAAAUUACCCGUACUGCUUCUGUCUUGUCCCGUUUCAAGACCAUGGAUUCCCGCGGUGAAACUGAGAAUGAUACCACAUUGAACACAGUCCAUCAGAACACCAUCAAUGAAAUUCGUGUGUAUGAAGGUGACCGUGAUCAUGUGACCAAGUUUUCUACUUGUGGUGUAGAUGGCAAGGUGGUUGUUUGGGACUUUGAUCCUAGUCAACUUGUAGCUGAUCUUUCUAGCCUUAAGAUAUAG